GGCUCUAAAGACUGCAGUAUUCUUUCGAGCGAGCCUGCCGGAAAGUCGUGCAAGAACAAACAAAGCCAGGCUACAGUUUUAUGGGCAAAUAGGAGAGACAGCGCGUGGAAGGGUAGUUAGCUCGAGUCCCCUUGCUUCAUCUCUCCUGGGUUCAGCUGGCCACGCCCGACAUGGCCAGACCGGUGCUUGCACUCCUGGUUCUGGUCUGCCUGGUGGUGGUAUGCGAGUGCGCGUUCGAGGACAGGAUGGGGAGGCAACUCCGGACACCCGAGUGCAGGAAACUACUCAAAGUAUUCAAGAAGUGCGGCAUCAAGAAGCGUUGGACAAACCAAUCGCAGAAGGACAUGGCCGCCGUCAUGUCCCAGGCUCCGUUCCACGAAGAUCUAAACGGCUGUUUGGCCAUGUCCCUCGAUAUGGGGGCCAACAAGUCCUACUGCAAGGAUGAACCAAGUAUGAGGGUUUACCUACAGUGUUCAAGAAUGGCACUGGUCAGAAGAGUCGACGUGAGGAACAAGUUCUUCGCCAUCAAGUUUCAUGGUGGAUAUGACCACUGCGUGAAAGUUCGCAUGGGCAUGCUGGGAGACUUUGGCGGGAUGCCGUUGGAACCUGACGACGACGGUGACGACGAACACCAUCACGAUGACGAUAGAGACGGCGAUACAGUACGCGAUGAUGGUUAUCAUGGAGGUGAAGACGGGACUAAGGCCUCUAUGACGCAAGGGGCCAGAGAAAGAAGGAGGAGAAGGCGGAAAACACCGACGCAUGGAACGGAAGCGGUGGUUUUCAGUCCACCGCAUGCCGACGACGACGACGACGACGACUCCUCAACUCGUUACGGCACGUCGAUGCGACGCGAAGCAUCCGGGACGCAGGACGGCGGGCACCGUCGACCCAAGCGUUCCGCCGACCGCGUCCCUCCGGAGCCAGUCGGCGGUCUCGGACCGGACGACUUCAUACGUCGCCGUCCCUACGACAGGCACAAUCGACACCGAAGGCGGCCCGUCGACGAUGACGAAACAAUGCGGCGACACCGCAGGUAUCCCCCUGGAUUCGACGAGCGCGAUGAGCUCGGCGGCGACGACGACGAGUAGAGACGUAAAGAUGAGAAAGUCUGGCAGGCGGCCACAUCGCGACCGCGAUCGGGACGACCACGACGAGGCUCGGAGAUGAGGGAGAAGCCGAGGCCCGGAGAUGCGAGGAGUUCUGCUCGUUUCCUCUUUUCCCAUUCCUCCCAUUCUUUAUGUGUAGAGGGCGCUCGUCGUCAUGGUCGCAACCACGUGACCCAAAUUUAUCCACCCGAGAACAGCAUGUGCGCCAACGUUUCCCAGUCUUUCUCCCUACGUACUUUUUUUUUUGGUCAAUAAAGCGAAACGCGCCAUUCGCGCACAUCCUUAGAA
Dermacentor albipictus is the source of this 1397-nucleotide messenger RNA. RefSeq lists its product as uncharacterized. NCBI's taxonomy places the organism in Eukaryota, Metazoa, Arthropoda, Arachnida, Ixodida, Ixodidae. The record is from RefSeq and is a predicted model, not a curated record.